Choloepus didactylus (southern two-toed sloth) is the source of this 3171-nucleotide messenger RNA. Its product is annotated as zinc finger protein 596-like. The record is from RefSeq and is a predicted model, not a curated record. NCBI's taxonomy places the organism in Eukaryota, Metazoa, Chordata, Mammalia, Pilosa, Megalonychidae. The transcript is spliced from 7 exons. The coding region runs from base 346 to 2079 and encodes 577 amino acids. Gene Ontology annotation, biological process: regulation of DNA-templated transcription. Gene Ontology annotation, cellular component: nucleus.
UGAGGCUGCGCCGAGCGACAAACCCAGAUCCCGGAAGUGCCCCUGCUUCAGUUUUCGCGCCGAGCCUGGGACACAAAGUCUGAACCCCCUGCUGUUCUGAGUUCCUGGACCCCCGAGGUGGGACGUUCUCACCUUAGCUCCGCGGCUGACGGAGAGACUUUCCUCCGACAGCGGGACGAGAGGGUUUCUUGUCCCCCCGCAUCCGGGACCCCAGCGGCCGCUGCUGCAGAGGAAAACAGGUUUGAGUGCUCCAACAUUCAUCAGAAAUUACUGAAAGUUAAGGUGGACUGAAGUUACCAAUCUCAGCACUGGUGAAAAUUACAUCUGAAAUGUUCUAUAAUUGUGAUGCAGCUGAAGGAUGGGAAGAAGGCUAUCACCUAUAAAGCUAACUGGAAUGCUGAUGUAUUAAAAACAUUCCUGAAUAAAACUUUUCAUCAGCAAAAGGAGUCUGAGAAAGCAUUGGAUGCUUAUCACUCAGACUGUCUGAGAGUGAAAAACCAGAGGAAGAUUGUUGAUGGCAGAACUUUGACAAUGCAAACAAUGGAAUCGGUGACCUUCAAUGAUGUAGCUAUAGAUUUUGACGCAGAAGAGUGGGCCUUGAUGGACACAACACAGAGAAACCUGUUCAGACAUGUUAUGCUGGAGAGUAUCCAUCAUCUGGUGUCUGUGGGGUAUCAGCUCUGCAAAUCAGAAGUGGUUUCCCAGUUGGAACAAGGAGAGGAACUGUGGAGAGAAGGAUUAGGAUUUCUCCAAGGACAGAGUACAAGCAGACAAAAUCACCAUAGAAAAGAAGAAAUGAUAAUUAUGCCAGGUAUCUGCAAUAAGAACAAAUAUACCGCCCAGUCAAAGCAGCAGAUUUCUAACAUUGGAGAGGAUGCCUUCGGAAGUAUUGAUUUGGGAGAGGAUUUAAUUCACUCAAGAUUGGCUGACGUGGAAACAAAGCCCUAUCUAAAUGAACAAUAUCAAAAAACUAUCAAUUACCAGUCAUUCUUUAGUAGACAUAAGCAAAUUCAGACAGGAAAUAAUUCAUAUGACUUUCAUCUAUAUGGAAAAGCCCUUAGAAAUAUUUCUGUCCAUAGACAGCAUGAGAGAACUUGCACUGGAGAGAAACAAUAUGCCUGCCGUCUGUGUGGGAAAUCCUUCAUUCGUUGUUGUAACCUUAAGUUACAUGAGAGAAGUCACACUGGGGAGAAAGCAUGUGUCUGCCAUCAAUGUGGGAAAAUCUUUACUCAUAAUUCUAUGCUCAGAAAACAUAUGAGAUCUCACAAUGGGGAGAAACCAUACAUUUGCCAUCUGUGUGGGAAAUCCUAUAAGUAUCGUGUUAACCUUAGGGACCAUGAGAAAUCGCACACAGGGGAGAAACCAUAUGUCUGCCAUCUAUGUGGGAAAUCCUAUAAGUAUCGUGCUACCCUUAAGGACCAUGAGAAAUCUCACACAGGGGAGAAACCAUAUGUCUGCCAUCUAUGUGGGAAAGACUUCAGUCGUAGAACUGCCCUCACACCACACGUGAGAACUCACACUGGGGAGAAGCCAUACAUCUGCCUUGUAUGUGGGAAAUCCUUCUGUCAACGUUCUCACCUCAAGGGGCAUGAGAGAACUCACACUGGGGAAAAACCGUAUGUAUGCCAUCUAUGUGGGAAAGGCUUCCCUCGUUGUAGUGAACUCAGACGACAUGAAAGAAUUCACACUGGGGAGAAACCAUACAACUGCCAACGAUGUGGGAAAUCAUUCAGUCAUUCUGGUGGCCUUCGAAAACAUGAGAGUACUCACACUGUGGGGAUUCCAUACAUCUGCCAUGUAUGUGGGAAAUCGUUCAGUCAGUCUAGUAGCCUUAGGAAACAUGAGAGAACUCACACUGAGAAGAUACCAUACAUCUGCAGUGUAUGUGGGAAAUCCUUCAGUAAAAGUGGUCGACUUAGGCAACAUGGGAGAACUCACACUAGGGAGAAACCAAAUGUCUGCCAUUUAUCAGGUAAUCCUUCAGUCAAUGUGGUUCCUUUAGGCAACUUGGGAGAACUCACACUGGGAAGAAAUCAUAUGUUGGCUUUUUUUGUGGGGAAGACUUCACUGAUAGAGUGACCCUCAGACAACACAAAAUAAUUAACACUGGGGAGAAAACAUGUCUGCCAUCUAUUUGGGAAAACUAUUAGACAUAAUUCUAUCAUUAGGAAUAUCAUAGAACUCAUUUACUAUGCUGUACAUAUAGAAGAGCUCUUAGAGCUACCAACUUUAAAAAGAAAAAAAAAUAAAAAACCCACACAGUAAUGUAAAUCCCUGUCAAUAUAAUCAACGUCUAAUUGCCCUUAUUUACAAUCUGUUCUUAAAUAACAUGAUUACACUAUCCUGGGAAAAACACUAUGUAAUUACAUAUGAUAAAUUUCAGCUGAGCUCCAGUCUUGGUGGAUAGAAGAACAGCUCAGAGUAGGAAUAACUCCAAAACAAGAAAACUGGGUAGGAAAGACAUUAUCAGUGGGAGGAAACUUUAGGAGAACUCUAGGAGAUAAUUAUUGAUGGAACAAUAAUUCAGACAUGGAAUGUGUGAAAUUCUUUGCUUACACAGCAAUGUGUGGAAUAUAUGUGAAGUCUCACAUUUUAUAAAAUAUUCUCUGUAUAUAUAUAUAUAUAUAUAUAUAUAGAGAGAGAGAGAGAGAGAGGGAGAAUGAAGAAAAGUCUUUGUUGGCUUUGAAUUUAUUCAUCAGUAUUUAAUUUCCCAUACUGAGGUAAUGUCAACCCUAAAAUGAAAUCACAAAGUUUUCAGCUGGAGGUCACAUCACGAAUAUCAGACAGGGAAAAACAUCUAACAAGAAUGCUUUACAACACAAUUCAACCAUGAAUUCAGUUUUGCCUGAAAAAUUAAAACUAGGAUUGUGAAGUGAUCUGGGAAUGCUGAAUGCAGUAUUUUUUAAUGAGUUGUAGGGAAGGAAUUGAAAGUUUUUCUCAAUACACUUGCAAAUAAUUAUGAAGUAAAAGCUGUAGCUGAACAUUCUAUAAUGUUCAGCUUCUGUUUUUUUCACAUCUACAUGUAAAUAUGACUGUUAAACCAGAGAACUUUGAAUGUUAACUGAAGAAUGUACAGACCAAGAUUAUGUGUCAUAAAUAUUAUAUACUUUGAACAGGUAUGCAUAUAGCAAAGAUGAAUAGAAUAUAAAUAAAUAGAUAACUUGGGAUUAA